Molecule: messenger RNA, 829 nt
Organism: Morone saxatilis (striped sea-bass)
Lineage: Eukaryota; Metazoa; Chordata; Actinopteri; Moronidae
Product: tetratricopeptide repeat protein 24-like
Molecular function (GO): protein binding
Source: RefSeq, a predicted model, not a curated record
GGGACCACCUGGCUGAGGUUCAUGUGUGUGAGUCGUUGGCAGAUUGUUACCUGAGGCAGAGGAAGCAGCAGAAAUCUGUUCAGCUCUACAAACAGGCUCUGAGUGCUCUGUCUCACUGCCAGGACAGUUCUGGUUCUGUUCGGGAUCGUCUGGUGGAGCGUCUGACUGCGGCUCUACGGCAGAACCUCACUGAUAGUCUGCAGAGACCACACCCACUCAGACCCCACCAACUCAGGCCACACCCACUCAGUCCACCUGUAACCAGGAACAGUGAUAUCGCACAGAGUCCAGGCAGAGCGUCCAACCAGCAGCCAGAUGAUCAGAGGGGGGAGGGGCAAGGAUCAGAGGCCAUAGGUGGACAGGAUACAGCAGAGCAUUGUGGGUCACCGGGGGGCGGAGCCACUGAGGGACCUGAGUACUUGAGCAUUACACCUGGACUGCACAGUUCGUACCAGUCAGACCACCUGCAGCACAGUGAGCUGUGGUCGGACAGACAGAAUCCUCACACUGACAGUGAAACCUCAUUGGUCCCAGAGGCAGAGGCUACACCCACCAGACCAGAUGGCAUCAUAGAGGCCACGCCUCCUGCAGCCAGGUGGAGGUCUCGGUUCUGUUCACUGAUGUAGACUCACCUGCCCGAUGGAGUUAUUGAUUGUGAAUUGAUUAUAGACUCAAUAUACUGACUCUGGUUUCAAUGGAAACACUGUCUACAGAAAGGAAACUGGCUUUAAUUUGACAUCAGAGUCUGAUCCACUGAUGGGAGGGCCUGCGAGCCGAGCUGCUGCUAACGUUAGCACCAAGAUCUAAACAGUGGAUGGUAAACAGUCAA